Molecule: messenger RNA, 441 nt
Organism: Colletotrichum spaethianum
Lineage: Eukaryota; Fungi; Ascomycota; Sordariomycetes; Glomerellales; Glomerellaceae
Exons: 1
Coding region: 1-441 (146 amino acids)
Source: RefSeq, a predicted model, not a curated record
AUGCAGAUCACCAAUAUCCUUUUCUCUGCCCUGGCUGCUGCGGCCGCCGUCUCCGGCUCACCUGUUGCUAAGCGAGAAGUCAAGUCUAUGAUGGCUGCUGGCGUCGUCGAAUGGACAAUUGAAAGCUUCGUCCGUACCUGCAACGCGGAGAACACCUCUUGCGACUACAGCUUCACUAUCGACACCCAUAUCACUGCUCCGACCGCUUGCAAGUUCACCACCACCGGUUCCCCUGCUAGCCGAGCUGCCUCCAACGCCAAGUGUGGAGCCUACACUGUCACCUCCGGCUGGAGCGGCCAAUUUGGCGAGGAUGCUGGCUUCACUACUUUCUCAGUAACCGACCAGAAACUGAUUGUCUGGCCCGCAUACACAGACAAGCAGCUGGUCAACGGCCAGGUUGUCAGCCCCGACCAGGCCUAUGCUCCUCAGAACCUGCCUUAG